Molecule: messenger RNA, 639 nt
Organism: Mytilinidion resinicola
Lineage: Eukaryota; Fungi; Ascomycota; Dothideomycetes; Mytilinidiales; Mytilinidiaceae
Exons: 2
Coding region: 1-639 (212 amino acids)
Source: RefSeq, a predicted model, not a curated record
AUGGGUCAACAAUACAUGAACUCGCCUCGGGGAGACAGUAUCGAACACUUCGGGGUCGGGAACAAAGAUGGAAUCAAUUGCUCUUGUGUCCUGGCAGCUUUGCCUGAGAUAGACAGAAUCUUGAAGACCCAGCAUGCUCUGAGGAUACAAAAGCGAUUGCAAUCUGUGAAACCUUUCCCCUUCUUAUAUCUUCCCAAGGACAUUCGGCUCAUGAUAUACGAGCACCUCCUUACAUCCGACCGCGCCAUUCCCAUCCCAAACAAAACCAACGAACAGUUACGCGGCCUGAGGUUCUUCAUGUCCCUCCUUACAGUGUCGCGAUCUAUUCACGACGAGGCAGCGGCAGUAUUCUACGGAUACAAUACAUUCAUCGUUAGAUCUCUAUGCAUUGGCAGGGAUUUGGAGAUUGAAAAUGUUCCUGCGAUUCGCGAGAUCGGAUUCCUGGCCAAUCUAGAUAUUCGAUACCGAAGCAUGAUCAAGAAAAUGGAAUGGAUGAUGAGGCCGAGCUCCGAUUAUCGUAUUCUUACCCUGAUUGGGGACCUCGUAGGCGAAGACAUGUGGCUGACACUUCCGCAAUUGAUUCCUCGUUUGCGCAGUGGUGUGUUCUUCUUUGAGACAAACUGGUCUCGUGGUACGUGA